UCUGGCGCUGCGCAUAGCAGUCGUGCCAUCGGGAAAAGACAAUAUCAUCGGCGCGCUGAAGAGACGCAUCAGAGCCCCUCCGGCACAACAGCUCAAGUGGUCGUUAGAUAUAGUGACUGAUACACAAGAAGCGGUUAAGGAAUUACGAUCGCAUACAAAUAAGGAUCAGCUUAUUUCCUCAUGUUUGGAUAUGAUUGCUGUAAUGCGUAACGCUCAACACUCCCUCAUGUGAGGGUGUAGAAUGGAAACAUCCCUCUACCCAGGCACCGUGGUGAAUAAUCCGAGGGUCUCCAGCAUCUAUUCCCAGAGCACGAUGAUGAAAAAGGAGGACAUUAAUCUGAACCUGGAAGACCACAACUCCGAGCUCAAACAAAACCCGCUCCGGGACACAGACGGACUCCUCAACUCCCCAGACUUGGGACUCUUGAAACUAACCUCUCCGGACCUGGAGCGCCUUAUUAUCCAGUCAAACGGCCUGGUCACCGCCGCUAACCCUGCCUCACAGUUCCUGUACCCGAAGUCAGCCAGCGACGAGCAGGAGUUCGCGGAAGGUUUCGUCAAGGCGCUGGAGGAUCUCCACAAGCAGAACCAGCUGAGCGAAGCGGGCUGCGUCUCCGUGGAUAGACUGGAGCUCCUCGGAUCAGCCAACGCGGUCGGAUCCUCGGGGCUCCAGACAUCAGACCUUCCUGUUUACACUACUUUAAACGGCUAUGCGGCCAGUCCGCUCGGAGCCACCACCAUCAACUACUCCACGGACACGAUCCCCUUCCCGCCGCCUCCGUCUCAUCUGGCCAGCGCGCAGCAACAGGCGGCCGCUGCGGCUGCUCUGUCACGACUCCAGUCGGCUGGCUUGGUGAAGGACGAGCCUCAGACUGUACCAGACAUGCAGAGCUUCGGGGACAGCCCCCCGCUGUCUCCCAUUGACAUGGACAACCAGGAGCGCAUCAAGGCGGAGAGGAAAAAGCUGCGGAACAGGAUAGCCGCCUCCAAAUGCCGCAAGAGAAAGCUGGAGAGGAUCUCCCGGCUGGAGGACAAGGUCAAGAGCCUGAAAACGCAGAAUACAGAGCUGGCCUCCACAGCCAGCGUCCUCAGGGAGCAAGUGGCCCAGCUGAAGCAGAAGGUGAUGAACCAUGUCAGCAGCGGAUGCCAGCUUUUACCAAACCAGGUCCAGGCUUACUAAUGGUGCUCUUCAUGGAUGUUUAUACAGCUCUAAAUAUGCUCUGAGGAUACAGGCCUGUAUUAUUAGAAACACUCUGCAACACAGAAUCCUUAUCAGAGAAUUUAUAUGAGGCCACUGUAAAUGCACCCUCCUGAUAAAGCCUGUAACUGAGAAACUGAACAGACUUUUGCACUCGCAGUGCAACGAACAGAGCUGCGAGUCUACUGGAAUAAUGACAGGUUAACCAGCAGCAGGUGUGGGCUGCAGCCUCCUCUGAUUCCUAAAAUUCUGGCAGUGUUAUGCAGACUUAUUUUGUUGCCCUAAUUUUUUUGGGAAGCCAUGUAGCAAACUGUUAUCCAGUGGACUGGUGGUGUAGGAUAGUGUGUGUAAGCUGGACAAUCUCAACAGGAGUGCAACCAAACACCAGGGUGUCACCAAGUGCUGUCACCCCCUGUGUAAUAUAAUGCCUUACUUGUUUACAAGCACUUAUCAAUGACAAAUAUAUAUUUUAUUUACUGAAACAUUUCUUAUUUUACAUAUGGUCUUACUUUUUGUCUUUUUUGUUGUUGCAAAAAUGAACACUGCAUGUCUGUCGCUUUGUACAGUAACCAUUGUAUUUUUUUUAUUAUGGUGGCUGCUUUGUAGUUCUUCAGUCGCCAAAA
Messenger RNA from Centropristis striata (black sea bass), 1821 nucleotides. RefSeq names its product transcription factor JunD-like. The record is from RefSeq and is a predicted model, not a curated record. The transcript has a single exon. The coding region runs from base 242 to 1180 and encodes 312 amino acids. Gene Ontology annotation, molecular function: RNA polymerase II cis-regulatory region sequence-specific DNA binding; DNA-binding transcription factor activity, RNA polymerase II-specific; transcription factor binding. Gene Ontology annotation, biological process: regulation of cell cycle; regulation of transcription by RNA polymerase II; regulation of cell population proliferation. Lineage: Eukaryota; Metazoa; Chordata; Actinopteri; Perciformes; Serranidae. Gene Ontology annotation, cellular component: transcription regulator complex.